AUGGCAGCCUUCGAAAGCCUGAGAGGAGGAGGAGGGGUACAUUUCAGUCCCGCUGGCACAGAUAUUGAUGAUGAGGAUGAGGAGGAUUCACCGGAGGUUUUGCUGAGUGUUACGGUUCAGCACGGACAGGUGGGUCUCUCUUUCUAUGAGAGUAAAGACUCAUCUCUAAACUAUAUGUUAGACACUCCUGACAACUACGAGCUCCACCUGCUGACAAGAGUCAUUCAGGAGGUUAAGCCUAAUGUGCUCAUUAUCAGUGCAAAACAGGAGAGCAGCAUGACCCGCUUCUUGCAGCAACUUGCCACAAACCCAGACUACAAACCAGAGGUGGUGACAUACCCAUAUGUUGACUUUGGUCUUGAGGUUGGUAAGCAAAGGCUGCUUUCAGCCCAUCUGCCUUUCCUGCCUGUCUCCCUCUCAGAGAGAGAAAAGAUGUCUUACCUCUCUUCCUGCAUCUCCUUUGACUCUCCCCUGAUGCUGAGGGCAGUAGGCGCUCUGUUAAAAUGUCUGGACAGGAGGAGAGUGGGAGUGGAGCUGGAAGACAGCAGUAUUGGAGUUCCUAUCCUACAGUUCAACUCCUACACACUUAAGGGAGUGGUGAAGAUUGACUCUGAUACAUACAGUGCUCUGCAAAUCUUUAAGUCUGAACUCCACCCAUCAGUGUACAAACUACAUUCAGGAGAAAAGGAAGGGCUCAGUCUUUAUGGGAUGUUAAAUCGAUGUAAGUGCAAGUUUGGCUCCAAACUACUACGCCAGUGGUUUCUGCGGCCAACACGGGACCUGGAUGUUUUGCACAGAAGACAGAAAGUGAUGCGUUUCUUCACAUCGCCUCAAAACUCUGACAUUUUGAGCACUUUGCAGUCGUCGCUCCGCAACAUCAGAAACAUUGCAACCAUUCUGCGCAGGAUGUCACUCUCUCACACUAAAGUGACUGAUUGGCAGAGUCUCUACAAGACAGUGUACAGUGCAAUUUGUAUCAGGGACACAGUUCGUAAGCUUCCACAAACCAUUGAGCUUUUUCAUGAGAUUAGUGAGGGGUUCUCUGAUGACCUCCAUUAUAUCGCCUCACUCAUCAGCCGAGUUGUGGAUUUUGAAACUAGUACAGCAGAAAACCGCUUCACCGUCAAACCAAAUGUGGAUCCAGCAGUUGAUGAAAAAAAGAGGAAGAUGAUAGGGUUGUCUGACUUCCUGACAGAUGUAGCCAGGAGAGAACUGGAACAUCUGGAUUCUCGCAUCUCCUCCUGCUGUGUCAUAUACAUCCCUCUGAUAGGAUUUCUGCUCUCUGUCCCUCGGCUGCCCAGCAUGGUGGAGAAAGAGGAUUUUGAGAUAGAGGGGCUUGAUUUUAUGGUUGGUUUUCUGUCAGAGGAUCGUCUUCACUAUCGCAGCCGAAGAACCAAAGAGUUAGAUGACCUCCUGGGGGAUUUACACUGUGACAUUAGAGACAUGGAGACGGCAAUUAUGACACAGUUGCAGAACACUGUCCUCCAGAGGAGCACGUCUCUGUACAAGGUUUUGGAUCUCACUGCUGAACUUGACUGUCUGAUGGCUAUGAGCAGCGCUUCCCAAGAGUAUGGCUAUACCCCACCCAAACUAACCAACCACAGAAGAAUAAUAAUCACAGAGGGCAGACACCCAUUGUUUGAGCUGUGCUCUCCUGUGUUUGUGGCCAACUCCUAUCACUGCACCGAGUCCCAGGCCAGAGUCAAGAUCAUCACUGGCCCCAAUUCCUCUGGCAAGAGCAUCUACCUCAAACAGGUGGGUUUGAUUGUAUUCAUGGCUCUAAUUGGCUCAAAUGUGCCAGCAAAGGAGGCAGAGAUUGGUCUUGUGGAUGGUAUCUUCACGCGCAUGCAGAGCAGAGAGUCUGUAUCUGUGGGCCUCAGCACCUUUAUGAUAGACCUCAACCAGAUGGCCCAGGCCCUGAACAGCAGUACAGGCAGCUCAUUAGUACUCAUCGAUGAAUUUGGAAAAGGAACUAACACUGUGGAUGGACUAUCCUUGCUGGCUGCAUCAAUCUCUCAUUGGCUGAGAAAAGCUCCAGUGGAUGUUCCUCAUGUUCUCCUGGCUACUAACUUUCAUAGUUUGCUGCAGCUGGGCUUGCUGCCCUCCUCGGACUCGCUGUCUCUGCUGACUCUGGAGACAGCAGUGGAUGGGAAUGAGUUGGUGUUUCUGUACCAACUGAAAGAAGGGAUCUGCCAGUCCAGCUAUGCUGCCAACAUCGCUGCACUGGCAGGCCUCCCAACAAACCUUGUACAGAGAGCAGUGGAGGUCUCUGAACUGUAUAGGACAGGAAGGCCCAUCAAACGCACUGACAAAGCAUCAUGUGAUGAGCAGGCUAACAGGUGCAGGAGUGUAGUGGAGCAGUUCCUCAACCUGGAUCUGGAGGACAAGGACUUGGAUCUAAAGCACUUCAUGAGAGAGGAGCUCCUGCCCUCUGCUGGGGAGCUUCUGAACCACUGAAACAUUCUGCUGCUACUGCAAAUACACCUUCACCACUGUGGUCAGUUUGUUCAUUCACUACUUUAGAUUUUGGUAGGUUUUAUGUAAAACAGAAUGUUUUUACAACAACUCUAAGGAAAAACACUGAAAUAUUUAUUAUUCUGAAAGUGUUUGAGAUGCAGUCUGAAAUGUAUAAGUACUGUAUAUACAUUUCAAAAUAAUAAAUUAGAUCAAUGAAGCACA
Molecule: messenger RNA, 2679 nt
Organism: Sphaeramia orbicularis (orbiculate cardinalfish)
Lineage: Eukaryota; Metazoa; Chordata; Actinopteri; Kurtiformes; Apogonidae
Gene: msh5
Product: mutS homolog 5
Exons: 25
Coding region: 1-2457 (818 amino acids)
Biological process (GO): mismatch repair; chiasma assembly
Cellular component (GO): nucleus
Molecular function (GO): ATP binding; ATP-dependent DNA damage sensor activity; mismatched DNA binding
Source: RefSeq, a predicted model, not a curated record